Molecule: messenger RNA, 4189 nt
Organism: Aptenodytes forsteri (emperor penguin)
Lineage: Eukaryota; Metazoa; Chordata; Aves; Sphenisciformes; Spheniscidae
Gene: TMEM245
Product: transmembrane protein 245
Exons: 17
Coding region: 60-2120 (686 amino acids)
Source: RefSeq, a predicted model, not a curated record
ACAUACCUGUGUGUAUCUCUUUCUUAAAGAUAUGGACGUUGGUAGUUGGUUACCUGCUGAUGGUUUCAUUCAAGUGGAAUAUAAGCACUGAACGUUACUUGAAAGCAAUCUCAGUCCCUGUCUGGAUUAUGCUGCUCUUUCACUUAGCUUCUGUGGCAGGUUCCUGGAGAAUUCCUGUGUUUCUGGUUAUAGUUGUUCUGAUGACUGUAGGCAUGUUGCAUGAACAGCAGAAUGGGAAGGAGUCUUCUGGGGCAGAGCUUCCUGGUCAGAUGAUUUCCAUUGCUGCUUCAACAAUUGCCAUGGCAAUUUCAAUGACAGAAGAUGAGUCCAAUAAUGAACGUUCCUCACAACCCUCAGAAAUCUACACUGGUGUUCUACAAAAGAAGAGUGUUUAUCCAGUGUGUGAGGCUGCAGAAUUUGUCACUUACCACUCCUGCACACGAGCAACAGAAGGUGAUCAGCCUCCACAUGCUUCAUCAUCUUUCUCCUCCUCUUCAUCCUCUUCUGGGAGCAGACAGAGACCUGAGAUUGGAUCUUUUCUUAGAAAAAAGAAAACUAGUGAUAUAUACUUUGUUACACUUGUGUGGGCCAUUGUCAUUGUCCAGAUCUGGCUGAAUUUCUGGAUUGUGCAGCUAUUGCCAGUGCCUUUUGCAGUUUGGGCACUUAAAAAACUCGUGGUUCACUUUGGAGUUUUGAACUUCAUGGCAAACCAUUGCAAAAGUUGGUGGCAACUUGUUGAAAAUUUUGUGAAGGAACGUCAGGAAGCUCUUGCUCCACGGCCCAUCAGAGGGCUUGGAAGAGUCAUGCUAAAGCUUGACAGUAAGAUGAUCGUGUGGUUGGAGAAAAUGCUAGAUAAAAUAAUCAGCAUUUUCAUAAUAUUUUUGCUAGUGAUAGGAACCCUUCUGCUAGCCCUGCUCCUUACUGCAAAGGUACAUCAAGAGAGUGUUCACAUGAUUCAAGUCACAAGCAGCUUGAUCAAUGAGACAGUAGCCAGUCACCCAGAAUGGGCAAACUGGCUCCCAGAAGCCCAGGUUAUUCAGAAGGCACUCAAUUCAGCAGCUAAUAACGUAUACCAGUAUGGCCGAGAAUGGAUUACACAUAAGCUAAAUAAGAUUUUAGGAGAAAAAGUGAAUAACACCGCUGUGAUUGAAAAACAAGUGCUAGAGCUCUGGGACAGGCUUUAUCACUCUUGGUUUGUGAAGAAUGUAACACAUUCUGGAAGACACAAGGGACACAAAUGGCACAUAAACCGUCAAAGCAGCUGGCUUGGUGAUAUUCUGGACUGGCAAGAUGUUGCGUCAUUUGUUCAUGAUAACAUUGAAACAUUUCUUUCAAUCCUGGAGUCUCUGUGGAUAGUGAUGAGUCGCAAUGUGAGCCUCUUGUUUACUACAGUUACAACAUUAGUGACAAUCCUUUUCCAUAGUGGGACAGCUCUUCUCAAUUUUGUGCUUUCAGUGGUGAUUUUUCUGACCACACUGUUCUACCUAUUGAGUUCCAGUGAUGAGUACUACAAGCCAGUAAAGUGGGUGAUAAGCCUGACACCUUUGUCUCAGCCAGGUGCCUCCUCAAAUAUAGUUGGCCAAUCUGUGGAGGAAGCAAUAAGAGGUGUAUUUGAUGCUUCCCUCAAAAUGGCUGGGUUCUAUGGACUCUACACUUGGCUAACUCACACUAUAUUUGGGAUUAACAUAGUCUUCAUACCAUCUGCAUUAGCAGCAAUCCUUGGAGCAGUGCCGUUUCUGGGGACGUACUGGGCAGCCAUCCCUGCAGUCCUAGAUUUAUGGCUUGUGCAAGGACAGGGAUGCAAAGCCGUUUUGCUCUUGGUUUUUCACCUCUUGCCAACCUAUUUUGUAGAUACAGCAAUUUAUUCAGAUAUAUCAGGAGGUGGUCAUCCUUACCUGACAGGUCUUGCGGUAGCUGGUGGAGCAUAUUACCUGGGACUGGAAGGAGCCAUCAUAGGACCAAUUCUACUUUGUAUACUUGUGGUUGCUUCCAACAUAUAUAGUGCCAUGUUGGUGAGUCCAACAAAUUCAGUGCCCACUCCAUCACAAGCAGCAUGGCCAUUACAGAUUUACCGGUCAUCUAGAGAGAGUCCUGAGGAGAUGAAAACGGCUGCAGAGUGAUGAAGGUGCCUGUGCCGCACCUAUUCAACAUGAGAGAAUCGCUGUCUUCUGUCUUGAGUUCACAACAGCCAUGGCCGUCUGUCCUUUUCCAGCUGUGCCAAGGGGCAGUUCACAGGGAAGCAUAGCUUGGGUUUUAGGAGAAACCACUUCUCAAACAUCUGCUGGCCUUGCGUUAUUGUGCACUUUGCCUCUUCAAGAGAGAAUGUCUACUUCCCACGGCUUUGCAUACUAACACACAAUUCAACUGCCUUGUUGAAGACCUUGAAGACCUUCUGUCUUCCUAAAAAGAAUGGUUAAGAGGACAGGUAUAUCCACUGGAGUCAUUAUCUGCUGAAAUGACUAACUUGGCUUUUAUUUAUUGGGUUAUUUGUGUUAUUAAAUUGUAGUAGCUUUAAAGAAAGCUAAUUCCAAAAUAUUUAUUCUCAGUUAAUCUGGUGGCAAAAAAGGUGUAAACCACUCAACUGUUAAACGAAAGUAGAAUAUAAUUAUUUGCUGCUCCUUGAAGUAUUUCUUAGAGGCUUUGACCAUCAUCUGUAACUUAUAAUAACACCUAAAUACUAUCUUCUUACACACACUGAAAUUGAAUGUUGUUGGAGACUGGUAUUUCUAAUAUCUUCCUGAAAUUAGUAGACAUGCAAAUUGUUAAAUGUGGGUUUUCCUCAUAUUGAAAUAGGAGGAGUUGUUUAAAUAGUUUAAAUCUUGCCCUCAUUUGCAGUGAAAUCUGAUAGUAUUUUGCUGCUUACUCACCAUCCCAGUGGAGUCAUCUUGUCAACUAAAUUUAAUCAAAGGCCUUAAGUGUUUUCAGGCAGAGGUAAUGUACGAUUGUCAACGUCUACUUCCGGUAAUAGGAAGAAGCUGAAUGGGGAUUGUUUAAUGUUGGUUUUCAAAUGCUGUGGCUGAGUUCAGUUAAACUUAAAUUUGUUUGAAAAGUUACUUCCAAAGAGGAAGGAGAGAGAGCAUGGAUUUUGUUUUAGUUUAGUUUGGUGGUUUUCCCCUGUAAGCCUCUGGCCAAAUAUCUUAAGAAGAUAUAUCUUAAUAUAUAAGAUAGAUUUUAAUAAUAAACAAAGUUCUUAAAUUCCUGAAAUGGUGUGUUGCCUAGGUCACAGCAUCAAACUACUCUAGGGUUUUUCUUCCAUACGUAAUUUUGCUUAAAUUGCAGUUUUGGUGACAAUUAAGGCCUUUUGUACUGAUUGUUGAAAUAUUUUGACACAAUGGAUCUUUAUAAAUGGAUCCUUUUUAUAAAUAGGAAGUGGGGGUUUUGGUAGAAAUUUCGUACUUGAACAGCUUUUCCACAAAUACAGUGAGACCCUAGGUACAAAGUAGCAGAUGCACAUGCUUAACCAAAGAACUACCUUCCAGUUUCUAGUAAUUUCCCUUGAAUUUAUUUCGGAGUUUGAUUGAUAGUGAGUUAGACAAAAUACAGGCAUGCCUUGCAUUUAUUGUUGACGGUAAUGCAACUGUUGGAACAAAAACCUGUUCUUAUCUAGGGAUAAGGAUAUCUAAGAUUUGUGUACAAACAGCUCUCGGUAACUCAGAUGUUUGUUUUACUCAAGUUGCAGAAGUGCUGACAGAUUUGGAAGGCUCCUAUUUUCAUGAUACUGCAUGUAUUUUUACAUUGUUUCUAAAACUACAUUGCCAUAGGAAGUGAUUGGAAGGUACUCUGAUACUUACUAAGCAAGAAAGUCCUGGUACAGGUUUGCAAUAAACAGGCUGCCUAUUAAGACACAAAUAGCCUACUCCUCAGAUUCUCAAAAUUAGCCACUGCAAUUUUACUGAUGAAAUUUUAUGCUUAAAUGGGGGGUUUCAAGCACGCUGUUUUUGCACUUGCAAACCUGCAGGUAUGUGUUUGGAGGACAGACUCAGGCUUGAUUUAGCAGUUUGACUCGAGUUCAUUGAAAGACAGAAACAUCCCAUGUAGUAUUUUAAAUUCUGAAGGACCUACACAUCAGUUCCAACUAACUGAAUAGGAAGGAUGUAUUGCUUGAGUUAAGUAACUGUCCUGUAUUUUAAUUUCCUUGGUUUUGUGGAUCACAUAAAAGCUUUAAUGAAAUACGUUUUUAUAAUUUUUG